AAAAAGCAAAAAUCCGAAAGUAGUGGGAACUUUAUUUGUUUAUUUUUUCUUAUUUAAAAAAAUAUGUAAAAAACCUGUGGUGAGCGGUGAGUGACCCACACAGCACCCAAUUCUCUGGAGACUCAAAGAUUAUGAACCACAGACCGUCACAGACACUUCUCAGAUUUAAAUCACUGGUGACUCUUUCCCUGGAGUUGCGUUGAAGCAAUGAAACAAAUCCAUCUAUUGUAUAGCAAAUGAGGACUAAAAAUUUCCUAAUAACAUCAUGUGUGAUCAUUAUUAUAAGUUUGGUGUUUAUCAUAUUUGGCCAAAGUAAACCUGAGGCUAUACAAAAUAUUGUGUCGAGCACAAAUGAACAAAUACAAAAUUUUAAGGAUAACUUAAGAGACGCAGAAACUAAAACAUUAAUCACCAAUCAAAAAUUACUAGAUUCCUUAGGCUUCUCGGAAGAAAAUCCUAGAUUAUAUCCAAAAGAUAUAUGGAGAAAUACAUCAUUACCCGUAGUAGUUACUUAUGUGCUGGAAGGACAAGAAAGUCAAGCUGUUGGAUUUAUUGCCAACAUUCCAAGAGUUUUACCUAACAACACUAUCUUAAUUUAUAAUUUAGGAGUUACGGAUGGUGGUUUAAAAAUAUUACAGAAUUAUUGCAAUAGUUCUAGAUGUCAAAUUAUUACUUUAGAUCUAUAUACUUUUCCUUCUCACAUUUUGGAUGAAAAGUUACAUGCCUACAGACCUGUGGUAAUACAGGAUGCUUUAAGUCAUACAGGUGCCAUACUCUUUAUAGAAUGCAACUAUAGAUUUAUGCAUGAUGUCACACAAUCAAUGAUUAUGGAUAUUUAUGAGAAUCAAGUUCUAAAACAAGGAGUUUUGACUUUCAUGUUAAAAACAAAAAGUCCUGUUACCAGUUUAACGCACAAGAAAAUGUUCGAAUAUUUCCGGACAGAUGCAGAAAAUUUUCAGUUUUUACAAAUGGUUCAAGCAAAUGUAAUAUUUUUAAUUAACACACCAGAAGUUCACAAACAAAUAAUGUUACCUUGGGUGCAAUGUGCUCUAACACAAGAUUGCAUAUUCCCUAUUGGAGCGCAAUCAGUUGGUUGCAGAUUUGAUAAAAAGCCAUCUUACAGAUAUUCGGGGUGCCAUUUUUAUGAUGUGUCAGCUUUGAAUGUAGUGCUUGGAUUGAGAUUUAAAUUCACGAGCGAAGAAUACACUUUUGGGACUCAAAUUAAUUUUUUUACAGAAGUACUAUUGGAAAAAGCUGAUGAAAUGUUGAGGGAAUUAGAGUUAAACAGUACGACUGAAAGUCAUCUACAAUUUGUGACAAAUUAGAAUUAGUGCAGCAACCAAAAAUUUUUUUUGUGAUACCAUGUUUUGGAUAAGAUAGUUUAGUUUUAGAGUAGAAAUAUUGUUAUAUAAUAGGAUAUUCUUUGAAAAAGUAACCUUUCCUAUUUUUUUUAUUAACAUUUGACUCCUUAAAUUUUUAGGUACCUCCUACUUAGCACCAUUUUUUCUACCAUUUAUUUUUACUUGAGGCCAUCCACAGUGCCAUAAAAAAAAAAACAACUUUGGCAAUGACUCAAUUGAACAAAGCACAGCCAAUCACCUAGUAGGUACAAAAUUUCAGUGCUAGAUGAAAAACACAAUUACCCCAUUAAUUAAUAUGGGAGAAUCAUUUGUAGGAAAAUGACCUGCUAUGGUUAUUAAUUUAUUUUGGAGCCAGAUAAAUUUAGUUCUAGUAAACCAAAAUGGCCAUAUCCUCGUCAGUUUUACUAGCUGACACUAGCGAUAGAUAAUAUUCAUCAAGACAAAUUUGAAAAAUGAACCAUAAUUUUUCUAAUAAACUGUGGAUUGACUGAAGAAUAAUUUAUGGUUAAUUUGAAAAGUCAAAUGUUAACUGGAAAGUAAAUAGCAAUUACAUAUUUAUGUUGGAUUUAUUUAAAGAAAAAAAUUAAGUGAUGUCUGACUAUGUUUGUUGAAUUUAAAAUUUUAUUUUUAUAACAGAAGGCAGCAUACUUUUAAUAUAAAUACCUCUACAAAAGUAGUACCUUUGCAAACUCAUAAUUGUUUUUUGAACUAAUAACAAUAACACAAUUGAUAUACAUACCUAGCUAACAUCACUUACUGUAUUUUUGAUUUGAGUUAAUUAAAUUGAUAUUUGCACACUUUUCUUGUUGUUUUAUUAGCCAUAGUCAAUAUUCAAUAAUUCCUUAAGCCUUUGUUCUUCAACAUUUUAAACAGAAAGUUUGGAAAAUUAUUUAUGGUGACAUUAAAAAUAAGAGAUGGAGUCAAGUAAAUAUUUUCUGCAAUAAUACUAAAACUUGAGGAAAGAUAUUUUAUUUUUGUUUGAGAAUAUGUUAUGGAAUACGUGUAUAAUUUCAAAAUACAUAUGUUGAAGUAUACUUUUACAAAACUAGAUGAUAAAAUAAAUACUGAUCUUUAGCAUUUUACAACAUAGAUUAAUAACCAAUAAUUAUAGACUCUCUGGUAACAUAUUUUGAUCACUUUGGCCUGGUUUAUUCAUCUUCAGGUUCAUUGGUCGACAAACAACUGACCGACCAAUGGAAUUACAGAUUGCGUUUUUAUCCGACAGAUUGCAUACCUGACAGUUUAUCAGAAGGUGAAUAAACGGGCCCUUAAACUAAUAACUAACUCUAAUAUUGAGCCUUAUAACACAGUUAUACUUAGGAACUGAUCCUUCUCUAAACCUAUUACAAUCUUAGUCACAUUUUAUCCUAAUUUUUUUAUUUUUAUAAAAUUAGACUAAUUUUUACAUAAAAAACAUUGUUUAAAUCCCCUACUUUCAUAAGUGGAAGUUUGUGUAAAUUUUGGAUGUUUCAAUGAUAGCUGAUGAUCAACAAUUUUGAGCAUCUCUUCUAUGUGAUGGUCUUUGUAAUGUUUUUGAAAUACAUCGCAAAUACUUUGUAUGUACCAAGUCCCAGAUUUGGGGUCACGAUUUGAUAAGUACC
This is a messenger RNA of Ceutorhynchus assimilis (cabbage seed weevil), 2962 nucleotides long. The record is from the annotation of a GenBank genome assembly. Lineage: Eukaryota; Metazoa; Arthropoda; Insecta; Coleoptera; Curculionidae.